Molecule: messenger RNA, 1455 nt
Organism: Pseudomassariella vexata
Lineage: Eukaryota; Fungi; Ascomycota; Sordariomycetes; Amphisphaeriales; Pseudomassariaceae
Product: enoyl-CoA hydratase/isomerase
Exons: 2
Coding region: 1-1455 (484 amino acids)
Biological process (GO): L-valine catabolic process
Cellular component (GO): mitochondrion
Molecular function (GO): 3-hydroxyisobutyryl-CoA hydrolase activity
Source: RefSeq, a predicted model, not a curated record
AUGCCUCUGAAAGCAAAAAUACUCGAUCCCCGGGUCACAUCAAGAGCUCAGAUGUCCACAGGAGACGUAAAGCAAAAGAUCAGGCCUUCGCCGGAAGACGAACCCGAGGAUGUGCUCUUCAACAACUUGUAUGGUCUUCGCACCGUCGAGCUCAAUCGUCCACAAAAGCUCAACUCGCUGAAUGCAUCUAUGAUUCGAAAAAUUGUACCCCGCCUGGUCGAAUGGGAGAAAUCUGACAUGGCAAAUGUGGUAGUGAUGAAGGGCGUGGGCGACAAGGCUUUCUGUGCAGGCGGCGAUGUCAUGGCACUGGCGUUGCAGAAUCGGGAAGGACCUGAGGGCCAGCAAAAGUCGGCCGAUUACUUUGCUCUCGAAUACAAACUGAAUCACUAUAUCGCGACUUAUAAGAAACCAUACGUCGCCUUCAUGGACGGCAUCACCAUGGGCGGAGGUGUGGGCCUCAGCAUACACGCCCCGUUCCGGAUAGCCACCGAGCGCACCACCUUCGCCAUGCCCGAAACUACUAUCGGCUUCUUUCCUGACGUCGGCGCCUCAUACUUCUUGCCGCGGUUGCCUGGUUCAAUCGGAAAGUACCUGGCCCUCACAAGCGAGAGGUUGACUGGGGCAAACGUCUUCUACACGGGAAUUGCCACACACUACCUUCACUCGACGAGUUUAACCAGUCUCGAGAACCGCCUUGCCGAGCUGCGCUUUAGGGACUAUGACUCUAUGGAAAUGCGUCUGAAGAUCAUUGAGAUGACGAUCGAGGAGUACGCCACCGGCUUGCCGCCCUUGGAUAAGGAACCAAUUAAGCUCGCUGGCGAACUUCGAAGAGCCAUUGACCGAUGUUUCAGCAAGACUAACGUGCCCGAAAUUAUGGCUGCCUUGGAGCGCGAGGAGGGCUCUACCAAGCAAUGGGCAGUAAAGACCCUGGAGACACUGCACAAACGCUCGCCGACGUCAGUUUAUGUCAGCUGCAAGCAAAUGGACAUCGCCAAGAACUGGAGCAUCUCGGAAACCUUCCAGCGAGAAUACCAGAUUGCGGCACACUUCAUGCGACAUCCCGAUUUCACUGAGGGUGUGACUUCACUCCUGAGCAAGCCGCAGAGGACGCCGCAGUGGACGCCGGCCACGUUGGAAGAUAUCACGGACCCCAUUGCUGCAGAGCCUUUCUUCCAGAAGAGCGCAAUGACAGAAGGGCUGGAGCUCUUGGUCGAGCGCGACUACACGAACAACUACCCGUACACCUAUGUCGGCGUUCCCAGCGAACAAGAGGUACAGCAGCUCGUGAGCGAGGGCACGCGGAGUCGACGCGAGAUUGUGGACGAGUUUGUGCAGAGGAAGAACGGUCGGCAGGGUAUCGCUACAAUCGUACAGGAAAUCCUGAGACGCUCGACUGCGGUGGAUGAGAAUGGACAUGCGCAGUGGGUGUACGAAAAUCAGGGGCCUACGAUCUGA